AAAAAGGCGCGAGAUUGCAUUUAAUUGCAGCUGCGGGCCGGGCACCAGACGUGGGCAGUACACGGGUUCCGACGCUCCGUCUCGGCGCCAGAAUGGACUUUGAGGAUUUGUCGUCGAUGCAGAUCGAGGACCUCGGCAACUUCCUCAACGAGCAGAUGACCGAGGGCGACGGCGACUCGUGGAAAGGCUUCUCGCUCGGCUACUCGGACGAGGACGGGUCGCCGUCGCGAUCACAGGCGCCACCGACAACGACGAUGGCCCAGGACUUUCACCAGGCGACAGCGUCGCUCUUGAGCCUCCCGAAUUCGCCGUACCCGACAAGCUUCCAGUCGCGCCAGGUCAUCGAGUCGGCGAUGCUCGAGUUCAACGAGUUCUCGCUCGAAGACAAGAUUGCGCAGCACACCAAGUCCAAGAUCCACUCGAUGACCAACUUCGAGCCAUUCUCGAUGCAUGGCAUGCCACCGCUGCCCUCGAUGCCCUCGAUGCCUUCGAUGCCCUCGAUGCUGCACAAGCCGCAGUUGACGAUGCAGACCGCCGCCGAGCCGCUCGAGCAACCACCGGCCCACGCGCCGCAAUGGUUCAAAGCGGCGAGCCCUGUGGUGCCAUCGUCGCACGCGUCGACACCGACGCACUCGUCGCACCCUUCGCCAACGACAGCCACGACCAACACAAUGAAGCGACCCUUUGCGACGAUGGAGGCGUGCAGCAGCGACAGCUGCAGUACGAUCGCCAACAACAACGACGACGACGACCGCGGGUACCGGAAAAAAUCGCGUGAAAAGAUGCGUCGGCAAGAGGUCAACGUCAAGUUUGACGAGCUCACAAGUCUCUUGGGCAUGAACGACAAGGUCCGGAAGAGCGCUGUGCUGCAAGAGGCCGUCAGCUGCAUCAAGAGUCUCCGCCGCGAGCGCGACGAGCUCCGAAACGACCGCGACCGGCUCAAGCAAGAGCUGAGCAAGCUCGCGUCCUGUUUGCAGUACUCGCACAUGGGCUCGAUGGCCGCUGCGAACGCGAUGGCCAUGUCGCAGCAACUGCCGCCGCAGCACGCUGCGCCCAUGCCCCCGCCGGGCGUCUGCUUUCCGAUUGGCGCCAAUUUUGGAUUCAACUUUGGGUCGUACAUGAACCCGGCGCCGUCCGGAGCCUCGACGCCGCUCGCCAUGUGCCCACCGAUCGCGCCCAAGCUCGAAGCGUCGCCGGGCGUCGGGAAGCCGACCAACGCGAGUGGCAGCACCCAGCUUUGAAUGGCGCCUCGUAGACCCGUAGAUAUAUUAGUACAAGAACGAGCCGACGCGCUCGUACUCGUGGAAGGAGCCUGGACCGCAGCCAAGCCAUAUUUUGUAUGUACAUUGCAUGAUUACACGUCGAA
Messenger RNA from Saprolegnia parasitica CBS 223.65, 1366 nucleotides. RefSeq lists its product as hypothetical. Bases 93 to 1241 code for a protein of 382 amino acids. The record is from RefSeq and is a predicted model, not a curated record. Gene Ontology annotation, molecular function: protein dimerization activity. The transcript has 4 exons. NCBI's taxonomy places the organism in Eukaryota, Oomycota, Saprolegniomycetes, Saprolegniales, Saprolegniaceae.